Momordica charantia (bitter melon) is the source of this 1227-nucleotide messenger RNA. RefSeq names its product Ankyrin repeat family protein (gene EMB506). Gene Ontology annotation, molecular function: ubiquitin-protein transferase activity; protein binding. NCBI's taxonomy places the organism in Eukaryota, Viridiplantae, Streptophyta, Magnoliopsida, Cucurbitales, Cucurbitaceae. The record is from RefSeq and is a predicted model, not a curated record. Gene Ontology annotation, cellular component: BRCA1-A complex; BRCA1-BARD1 complex. Gene Ontology annotation, biological process: protein K6-linked ubiquitination.
CCAUGGUUUGGCGGAUGUUAUGUACUCUUCCACGUCUCUGGAUUUUCGUUUAUUAGGUUCGUUAUUUUGUAAAAGCGCCAAAACUUCUUCUUUACUCGCUCAACUUUGCUUGCUCUCCCUGAUUCAGUUGCUACCAUAUAAAAGAAACAGAUAAUGUCGUGGGCUGUGUCAACUAUUGUUCCCUCUGAAGUUCCUCUCGUUUAUGGUGUUGCUACUGCUGGUCCAUUGUUGGGUUGCGGCAACUUCUUGGAUGUAGUUAGUCCUAGAAGAACGAGGUUUAAUUUACCACUUUCAAAGAAGUGUUCAAGAUUGAUGACUUUUGCCACGGAGUCGAACCAAGUGUCUCUUUUUCAAUCACGCACUUGGGAAGAUCCAGAUGAUGGAAGUGGCAGCGAAUAUGAUGAAGAAGAAGUGGACGAGUAUGACUUGGGUUUAGAAAGUGAUUGGGAAGGAGAAGGAGAUGUUCAGGCCAUCUCUAGCAUUGAUCAUCCUGCUACAAACAAGUAUGAGGAGGAUCUUCAGAAAGAGGUUGAACAACUUUUGGAACCCGAAGAAAGAGCGAUUCUGCAACAGAAUGCAACUCCCAAUGUGGAAAAACUGUCAACUCUGAAAUGGAAUCCACUUCACACUUUUGCGCUAUCAGGGCAGAUUAUUCAAAUGGACAAACUACUUGAAAGUGGAUUUGACAUUGACUCUGUUGAUGAGGAUGGUUUUUCUGCUCUCCAUAAGGCAAUUAUAGGCAGAAAGGACGCUGUCAUUGGACAUCUUCUAAGAAAAGGUGCAAGCCCUCAUGUCAAAGACAAAAAUGGUGCUACCCCACUUCAUUAUGCUGUUCAAGUUGGUGCAAAGCAAAUUGUGAAGCUACUAAUCAAAUACAAAGUUGAUGUCAAUGUUGCAGAUUCUGAUGGAUGGACACCGUUGCACAUUGCCAUCCAAGGUAGAAAUAGAGAUAUAACAAAAAUAUUGCUGGUCAAUGGAGUAGAUAGGAACAGAAGAAACAAGGAUGGAAAGACAGCCUUGGAUUUGAGUCUGUGUUAUGGGAAAAACUUCAAGUCGUAUGAUCUUUCGAAGUUGCUAAAAGUAGUGCCUCUUUAUGGAGCUUUUUGAUCUGAGUAGGGAUGUAUCAACUUGAAACAUCCUUGUGCCAGAAAAUUUUUGUAUUGAACACUUGGUACAAUCUUUUGUAUAAAUCUCAGAAAAGCUUGGUUGCGUAAUUUUCUCUCUUCA